AUGGGCCACUUCCACCGCGCCGCCCGCUGGCUCCUCGCCCUGGCGCGCAAGCGCGUCCAGAAGCUCGUCCUCAGGUUCGACUACCCCGACUCGGCCCCCGUCGUCGGCCCCGCCCUCUUCUCCUGCGCCGCGCUCACCGACCUCGAGCUCUACGGCUACUGCCACCUGCCGCGCGCCCCGCCGGGCUUCCAAGGCUUCCCCAACCUCGUCACCCUCGUCCUCGACAACCUGCUCCUCCGUCUCCCCGGCGCCGCGGCGCAGCUCCAGCGCCUCAUCUCCUCGGCGCCCGGCCUCAGGGAGCUCUCGCUGCACAACCUGAAAGCCGGCAGGGCCCGGGCUGGCCUCGAAAUCUGCGCCAUCCGGGCGCCCAGCCUCCGUAUCCUCAGGCUCUUCAUCUCCAUCUUCCUCGACAACGGAUGCCGGCUCGCGGAGGACCUCCAGUUGCUGGAGGUGGCGUCCAUCUCCAUCGAUGUACUGUUAGGGACCCCAGCCUUCGUCGACACUUUUCCACAGAUUUCUAAUGUCAAUACGCUUUUCUUCUACACCGACUCAAAACAGAUUAAAGAAAAUCCGCUGGAAGGGAUUUCAUGGAAGUUUCAGAACUUGAGGGCUGCACACCUGACUGCAAAUUUUGGCAAACUCCCAAGCAUCAGGUCGAUAUUUUCUUUGCUGAGAUUUGGCCCUCACGUUGAAGAACUCCAUAUUCAGGCAGAGAAUCGUUCCUACCUAUUCAAAAAUCUAGAUCCUGCUGCGCUAGAUGAUGCUGUCCGUGCUGACACCAUUGAUCAGGAUAUUCUUGAUGCAGAGAUAAGCGAUGACUUGUUUGCCAAUCUCAAACACAUCUCACUGUAUGGUAUGGGUUCCUUACCAAAUGACAUGUGGUUUAUGAAGUCUCUGCUGUCCAAGACAGGAUUGCUUGAAUCCUUUGUCGUCACUUUCAACUAUGGAGAAGAAACCGAAUUUUAUGUGGAAGCAUGUGAAGAGUUAGAAGCAUGCGAAAAGGCGUCUCCCCAAGCUCAGCUGGAACUAAGGCCUAGAAAAUUUCCAGCCUAA
Molecule: messenger RNA, 1053 nt
Organism: Triticum turgidum subsp. durum (durum wheat)
Lineage: Eukaryota; Viridiplantae; Streptophyta; Magnoliopsida; Poales; Poaceae
Source: the annotation of a GenBank genome assembly